AUGCGCUCUUUUACGGGGCCGUUCUUGAGCGGAAGGUUGAGGAUUGUCGCCUAUGCUGCCAUCUGCGUCCUCACCUUCAUUUGUUUGUACCCAUUUUCAGACUACAGGAAGCUUCCAUUUGUACAUCAUGACGCGCCUAUUGCUGUAACUGCCAGUAUAGCUCAUUCGACGUCUACUGUUGUUGAACCGUUGGCAUCUAGCGUUGAGAGCUCUCCUGCAGCUGUCUCGUCAACUCCUAUAUUCCAGCAACCCUCGUUAUCCACCUUUAAGACCUCGACAGCGUCUAAAACGAAAGCCAGAGCAACAGCCACGGCAACAGCAAAGCCAUCCGCAUCCCCAACUCAGCAAGCCGAGAACCACGUCAAGGAGCCGCUCGGCGCCAUCGUAGCCGCUGCAAUGAACACAACCGACAUCGAUUGGAUGCACGAACUAGCAGAUGACUGGACCCUGUUUCCGUAUAUCGUAAACAAUCCCUCACCACCCCUCGAGCUCAGCAUCCCCCAAAACAAAGGCCACGAAGCCAUGGUCUACCUCACCUUCAUCAUCAACCACUGGGACCGCCUCCCCUCCCGCGUCAUCUUCGUCCACGGCCAUCGCAGCAGCUGGCACCAAGAAGGCGACAUCGUCACUCUCGUUCGCUCGCUCCGCCUCCCCGCCCUCGAAUCCGCUGGCUACAUCCCCCUUCGCUGCGACUGGUACCCGUCCUGCCCCGCUGAGAUACGCCCCGUGACCCACGACGCUGUGCAAUGGGGACCCGGCGUGCAUCGCGAAGACGCCGAGCGCGGGAUCUCAGACGCGUGGGAAACGCUGUUCCCCGGGGUAGCGGUGCCGGAGACGAUCGCGUCGCAGUGCUGUGCGCAGUUUGCGGUAACGAGGGAGGCGAUUCAGAGGAGAGAGAAAAAAGCGUAUGAGGGGAUGAGGGAGUGGAUUCUGAAUACGACGUUGAUUGAUGAUGUUAGUGGGCGGGUGUUGGAGAAGCUGUGGGCUUACAUCAUGACAAACGAUGCGGUGCACUGUCCGCCUCCGCAACAAUGCGCGUGCGACUACUUUGGGCAGUGUGGGGAUCGGGACUGGCCGGUGCCACCUGAAGGACUUCAGAUGUGGCCAUCGCAGUGA
Mytilinidion resinicola is the source of this 1116-nucleotide messenger RNA. RefSeq lists its product as uncharacterized. The transcript is spliced from 3 exons. Bases 1 to 1116 code for a protein of 371 amino acids. The record is from RefSeq and is a predicted model, not a curated record. Lineage: Eukaryota; Fungi; Ascomycota; Dothideomycetes; Mytilinidiales; Mytilinidiaceae.